AUGUGUGACGACUCGGGUGUCCCAGUGGCCCCUGAAAAGACAAUGGGUCCCAGUAGUGUUUUAUGUUUCGCCGGAAUAGAAUUAGACACUGACAAAAUGGAGGCUUGCCUCCCAGAAGAAAAGCUAAGAAAAUGUGUUACUCUUAUUUAUGAAUUUCUAAAGCGUACAAAAGUCCCCGUUAAGGAGAUACAAUCCCUUAUUGGUCUUCUGAACUUCACUUGUUCUGUCGUCAUACCCGGCAGGACUUUUCUUAGACGAAUGAUUAAUUUGACAGUUGGGUUCAAUCGCCCGACUCAUUUAAUUAGACUAACGCGUAUAGUCAAGGACUAUUUUAAGCUCUGGUUAGAAUUUUUAACACACUUCAAUGGCAAAUCAUUCUUCUUAGAUUUUCAAUGUCUUUCAUCACCUCACUUGCAUCUUUAUACUGAUGCUUCUGGCUCUCUAGGCUAUGGAGCCGUGUUUCGUCAGAAUUGGUUUUACGGUCCGUGGCCCCAAUCCUGGACGUCUAAGAAUAUUAUUGUGCUAGAAAUGUGUCCUAUUGUUCUCAGUAUAAAAAUAUGGGGUACUCAGCUGGCGAACAAAUGUAUAACCUUUCACACCGACAAUCAAGCCUUCUCGGAAGUCAAUAAUAGAAAGACGACCAAAGAUAGGGAGUUUUUGGUUCUUCUUCGCGCCUUGGUUCUAUCAUGUUUGCAAAAUAUCUUAUUUAAAGCUGUACAUCUCCCAGGCGUUCACAACACGAAAGCUGAUUCUUUAUCGCGUUUACAGGUGACCAAAUUCAAGUCCGUGUCCAAGGA
Molecule: messenger RNA, 797 nt
Organism: Porites lobata
Lineage: Eukaryota; Metazoa; Cnidaria; Anthozoa; Scleractinia; Poritidae
Source: the annotation of a GenBank genome assembly